GCGGCCCGCGCCAGCCCGGGGCUCGGCGGCGCUCAGGGCGCCCGCGUGUGCCGGCGAGCGUGUGUGGCCGGUCCCCGAGAGCUGCAGCUCCCAGGGCUGCUGCGGGGUUUUUUUUCCCCCCCCCUCCUUCUUUUUUACUCUCUCUCUCUUUUUUUUUUUUACUCGCUCGCUCCUCUUUUUUUUUUUUUCCCUCCUCAUUCAGAGCCCCGGGUGUCUCCCGGCCCUCAUUGGCCGCCGCGGCUCGGCGGGGCGGAGCUGGGCCGCCCGCAAAAGGAGGAAAAGAAAAAAAAAAAGGAGAGGAAAAAAAAAAAAAAAGGAGACCGAGAGAGGAGAGGGAGGAAAAAAAAAGGGAGAAAACUCUAAGUGCGUAAAAAAGUUCUCGCCGUGGUGACGGAUGCUCAAAAGUUCAGGAGUUUUUCCGAUGCUUCCCAAAGCAGCCUGCGACUGAAAAAGAGACUGAAAAAAAGCGAGAGGGAGAGAGACAGGGAGACUUUGCACUGGGAGAUCGGGAAGACAACUUGUUGCAGAUCCCCGUGGAACAAGGAACUGGGAGCGUGGGAGCCUCUUUGCAAAGGUUUUAUUUUCUUAAUACUCUUUCUGCGUUUGGAAGUUGCUUUCUCCGCUGCGAUUACUUUUUUUUUUUCCCUCCCCCGUUUUCUUUUUAAAAGCAUUUUUCCCCUUUUUCACUGCCCUCCUUUUUUUCCUUUUUUUUCGAACCCCCCCCCUCCGGGUGGAGUGCGGAGCUUGCCGGUGGGCUUUCCUGGGCGAAGAAGAGGAGACUUUCGGCGCUGCCGUCGUUAUUCUUCCUCCCUUUUUCCGCGCUCCGCCGGGGGGGUGGGGGGGUGGGGGUUGCCCGGCCGCCCGGUCCAGCUCGGUCCGCGGAGCGGCGGAGGGGUGGAGGGGGAAGGGACGCGCUGUUUGGUCCGGCGGGGAGGGUGGGGGAAAGCUGACGGGAGGACAUGCAGGCUCGCUACUCCGUGUCCAGUCCCAACUCCCUGGGAGUGGUGCCGUACCUCGGCGGAGAGCAGAGCUACUACCGAGCCGCCGCGGCGGCGGCCGGCGGGGGCUACACGGCCAUGCCGGCCCCGAUGAGCAUGUACUCCCACCCGGCCCACGAGCAGUACCCGGCCGGCAUGGCCCGCGCCUACGGGCCCUACACGCCGCCGCCGCAGCCCAAGGAUAUGGUGAAGCCGCCCUACAGCUACAUCGCCCUCAUCACCAUGGCCAUCCAGAACGCGCCCGAUAAGAAGAUCACCUUGAACGGGAUCUACCAGUUCAUCAUGGAGCGGUUCCCUUUCUACCGGGACAACAAGCAGGGCUGGCAGAACAGCAUCCGCCACAACCUCUCCCUCAACGAGUGCUUCGUCAAGGUGCCCCGCGACGACAAGAAGCCCGGCAAGGGCAGCUACUGGACCCUCGACCCCGACUCCUACAACAUGUUCGAGAACGGCAGCUUCCUCCGCCGCCGCCGCCGCUUCAAGAAGAAGGACGCCGUCAAGGACAAGGAGGAGAAGGACCGCCUGCACCUCAAGGACCAUGCCCCGCCGCGCCCGCCGCCGCCCGCCGCCGCCGCCGCGGCCGCCGAGCCCGAGGGCGGCCCCGCCGGGGGCAGCGCCGCGCCGCCGCCGCCGCCCGUCCGCAUCCAGGACAUCAAGACGGAGAACGGCACGGCCUCGCCGCCGCAGGCCGUGUCCCCCCCGGGCGCCGCGCCGCCGCUCGGCGCCGUGCCCAAGAUCGAGAGCCCCGACAGCAGCAGCAGCCUCUCCAGCGGCGGCAGCCCUCGCAGCACCCUCCCCUCCAGCCGCUCCCUCAGCCUGGAGGGCCCCGAGCCGCCGCCGCCGCCCCCGCCGCCGCCCCCGCCGCCGCCCCCCCACCACCACGGCCCGGGUUUCAGCGUGGACAACAUCAUGACCUCGCUGCGGGGCUCGCCGCAGGCCGCCGCCGAGCUGGGCGCCGGCCUCCUGGCCCCCGCCGCCGCCGCCCCGCGCACCGGCAUCCCGCCCGCCCUCUCCCUCGGCGGCUACUCGCCGGGACACAGCUCCGUUUACGGCUCGCCCUGCGGCCAGGCGGCCGCCGGCGCCGCCGCCGGCACCUACCACUGCAACAUGCAGGCCAUGAGCCUCUACGCGGCGGCGGGCGGUGCCGACCGACCCGGCCACCUGCCCCCCGCCGCCGCCGCCAGCCCCGCCGAGGACCCGCUGCCCGACUACGCCAUGCCCGCGGGCGGCGGCGGCGGCGGCGGCGGGGCGGGGGGCGGCGGGGCGGGGGGCGGCGGGGCGCUGGGGCACGGCGGGCUGGGCGGCGCGGCGGGCGGCCACCAGGAGGGGCACCACCCGCACCCGCACCCGCACCAGGGCCGCCUGGCCUCCUGGUACCUCAACCAGGCGGCGGCGGCGGCAGCGGCGGCGGCGGCGGCGGCGGGGGAGCUGGGCCCGCUGGCGGGCGCGGCGGGCUACGCGGGGCCGCAGCAGGGCUUCGCCGCCGCCCCGAGGGAGGUCUUCGAGGCGCCGCGGCUGGGCCUCAGCGCCUCGCCGGGCGGCGGCGGCGGCGGCGGCGGCGGGGCGGGGGGCGGUGGCGGCGGCGGCGGCGGCGGCGGCGGCGGGGCGGGGGGCGGCGGCAGCUGUCAGAUGGCCUUCCCCGGCAGCCAGCCGCUCUACCGCACCUCCGGGGCCUUCGUCUACGACUGCGGCAAGUUCUGAGCCCGCCGCGUCGCGCCGCGCCGCACCGCGGGGAGACGGCGGGGACACCGCCACCGCCGCGGGGACACCGCCACCGCCGCGGGGACACCGCCACCGCCGCGGGGACACCGCCACCGCCGCGGGGACACCGCCGCGCCGCCGGCCCCCGCCGCGCCCGCGGAGGGAAGCGGGCUCACGCGAAAAGCUUUUGUACAGAGACAGCCCCAAAGCAUGUCUUGGUUUGUUAAAGGACAGUGUUACUCCAAUAACACGUAAGUUUUUUUUUUUUUAAUUGCUUUGAGAAAUACUUCCUCCCCCCACCUCUUCCCCAUCCCUUAAGGUAUUGGCAUGCCCCGUGUUUAAAAGGGGGCGAAAAGUCCAGCGUAGAGUUCCAGCUUCUUCCCUCCCCUCUCCCCCCGCCUUCCUCUUUUGCAAGGACUUGUUUUAAAAUGUAAAUUGCGACAUAGUAAUUUAUUUUUAAUUUGUAGUUGGAUGUUGCGGACCAAACGCCAGAAAGUGUUUCCCCCUUCCCUGAAAAGUGACGUUAAAAUUGACUGAAACGCUGAUUUUUUCACUAUAUAUAAAAAGGGAAACUGUAUUAAUCUUAUUCUAUCAAUAUUUUUCUUUUUUUUUUUGUUGAAAAUAUUCUGAAGGUAUUGCAUUGUUUGUUUAUUAAUAAAUUACCAUUCAGUUGGAAUGAUCCUUUA
Phalacrocorax carbo (great cormorant) is the source of this 3385-nucleotide messenger RNA. The record is from RefSeq and is a predicted model, not a curated record. NCBI's taxonomy places the organism in Eukaryota, Metazoa, Chordata, Aves, Suliformes, Phalacrocoracidae.